Apis mellifera (honey bee) is the source of this 2244-nucleotide messenger RNA. RefSeq names its product transmembrane protein 205. The record is from RefSeq and is a predicted model, not a curated record. Bases 209 to 1126 code for a protein of 305 amino acids. Lineage: Eukaryota; Metazoa; Arthropoda; Insecta; Hymenoptera; Apidae. The transcript has 4 exons.
UUUCCACGGAGCGGCGCACUGUGCGAUAGCAUAAGUUUGUGUUCGCGUCGGUACGUGUCGCGAUUUCCAAAUUGCUUCUGAAACAUUAUAUAAAAUUUAAUAACAUUCUUGUGCAUAAUUGGUAUAAACUAUUCGGCAUAUUUUGAAACAUAAUAUAUUUUCUUUUUAUCACGCUCAAUUUCAACAGACGGUUACUAAACGAAGAACCAUGUGUGUACGUACGUUGAUCGGUACCGAAAGUAGCGAGCCGGUUGUAGUAUACAAUAAUCAGAGCAAGCUUCAAAAAACAAAAGAGAAGUAUAUAAAGUUACAUGAUGAUUUAGUCACCAAAGAAUUGGAGAUCAUUAAACAACGAAAAAAUCAGACGGUUUUUAUACCAGAACUAGCUGAUGACAUCUUGAGGGCCAGCACCAUAAACUAUAGUUCACUUUUGAAAGCUUUGUCGAAGUACUAUGAAACAAUACAACAGACUAAAAUUUUCAAAAUCUUGUUUUAUACAACACAACCGGCUCACAUAAUUAUGAUCGCAGCGGUCCUGUGUGUCACAUCGGCUCUUGUACCAACUAGAGACAGAAUGCAUGUUGGUCAUCCUCAAUCAAGAGCAACAUCCUUCAUUUAUCUAGCUUCUUUCGUGAUGCAUCUUGGUGCUCAAAUUUGGAUGACUUUUAUAUCAGGUCUUUCCUUGUAUUUCGCAUUACCAAGACACACGUUUGGAGAAGUGCAACGUAUCUUGUUUCCUAGAUAUUUCACUAUCAAUGCGUGUCUCAGUUUGACCACACUUCUUAUUUUUGUUAAACAUCAUCCUAUACAUACUUGGAAUACUGAAAUUGCCAUUCAGGUUGGUGGUAUGUCCAGUGCUUUCUUUUUGGAAUUAUUGAUACGACUCUAUUUGACUCCACCUCUUCUACGAUUAAUAGUUCAAAAAAAUACUUUGGAACGUGCUGCUGGUAUCGGUAAUGAGAUUGGUGUUCAUAAUCCUGGUCCUCUGAAACACUGCCCUCACUAUUUAAAAAUUCAUCAAGCUUUUAGACGCAUCCAUGUUUAUAUAGCAAUGGGAAAUAUGCUGACUAUGGGAUGUACAGUGCUACAUCUCCAUUAUAUAGCUAAUAAAUUAUGCGUACUUUAAAAAAAUCAUUAAAAUCAUUAAAUAUAAAUUUUAUUGAAUAUAUCUGUAUUAAGAAUCCUCUAAUUACAGAGUAACUAUAUUACGUAAUUAUAUUAGCAAAAAAUGCUAAUUGAUUUCAUUAUUAAUAUUUACUGCUAAAGUACAGAAGAUAUUUAAUGAAGAUAAAUGUAUUCUCUAAAAGAAAUAAGAGCCAUGAGGCUGAUUAUUUGUCCAUCAACAAUGAAUUGAAUAUUCUAAAAUACAUUUCUUAAUAUUUUAUUCAUGGAGAAUAAAAAAGCUGAACUUGAUCUAUAUACCUGUAGAACGAGUGUUCAGUGUAAUUUAUGGAAGCAUUUAUAAAAUUUCUAAAAAACAUGACUUAUUAAUUUAUUAACGCGAUGCAUUAAUUAUAAUAAAAAUGUACCGAUAUACGAAUGGCGAUAAACAUAAGAUUUUUAUGUUUAAUUGCAAGAUGAUUAGUUUUUUGACAUCGAUUAAUUUUUUGUUUGUUCCUUUCUUCUCUGAAAAAUGUAAUGUGCGUGUUUGUGGAUCGUGCGUGUGCUUCCGAUUAAAAUGUAAGAGAAUCAGUUGGUUGUCUAAGGAAUGAAUGAAUCAUAGGACUAGUAAAUAAAAUACGCAAUUUAGAAAGAGAGAAAAAUAUAUAAUUAGUUCUUAUUUUUUAAGCGAAUAUAUACGAAAUUUAAAGAAGUAUUCUUGAAGAAGAAAACAAGAUAAAAUAAGUCUUGCCAAAGUUUAUAAUAUAAAUUAUUGAUAGAAAUAGUAUUUUAAAAAGUUUAUUUGACAUAGCUAUAUAUGCAUUUAUUAAAUUGAGAAAAAGAAGAAAACACAAGAUCAUCAACUAUAUUAACUAAAUAGGUAGUGAAAAACUUACUCUGUAUCAGAGUUAAUGAUAUUUAUUGAAGUAGUGAUAGUAUUAUAAUAGUCUAAUCUUAUAUCUGUAUAAAGUUAUCAGACAUUUCAUGAAAAAUCAACAGAAGAUUAUUGUGGAAAAUGAAUGUAUUAAUUGGCUAAUAUUUUAUCUCGCAUACACAUUUCAUUAUUGUAAAUAAUGCAUCUCGCUCAUUAAGUUGUAAAUUAUAAAAUAUUUGAAUACCAAUAUAAAUCGUACUUUUCUAAAA